GACAGUUUCCUUGUUCCUACCCUGGGCUGCGAAUGAGAGUGGUGUCCGACCCCAUCUAGCUUUUGAGUCGGCCUCCACGUCAUUCCUUGUCAGCAACAUACAGACAACUUCCUCGUUCCCAUACUGGGCUGCUAUUGAGAGUGGAGUCUGGCCCCAUCUAGUUUUCGAGUCAGCCUCCACAUCAUCUCUUUCCAGCAACAAGCUGGCGAUUUCCUUGAUUCCAUUUUGGGCUGCGAGUGAGAGUGGUGUCCGGCCCUCUUCGUCUUUCGAG
Messenger RNA from Serpula lacrymans var. lacrymans S7.9, 271 nucleotides. RefSeq lists its product as uncharacterized. The annotation marks the transcript as partial. The record is from RefSeq and is a predicted model, not a curated record. Lineage: Eukaryota; Fungi; Basidiomycota; Agaricomycetes; Boletales; Serpulaceae. The transcript has a single exon.